Messenger RNA from Geodia barretti, 1200 nucleotides. NCBI's taxonomy places the organism in Eukaryota, Metazoa, Porifera, Demospongiae, Tetractinellida, Geodiidae. The record is from the annotation of a GenBank genome assembly.
AUGGACCUGCUGGAGCUAUUGCACAAGGGGGGAAUGGACGGUGACGUGGACUUCCUACGGGAGGCUCUGAGAGUGCUGGUAGAGGGGAUCAUGGAUGCGGAGGUGUCAUCGAGGAUCGGUGCUGAGUAUGGAGAACGCAGCCCUGAGCGGGUGACCCAGCGCAACGGGUAUCGGUCCCGGGCGUGGGAUACCCGUGUAGGGACGAUGAAGCUGCACAUCCCGAAGCUCAGAGAGGGGAGCUACUUCCCGAGCCUGCUGGAGCCACGGCGUCGCAGCGAGCGAGCUCUGCUGGCUGUGAUCCAGCAGGCCUACGUGGAAGGUGUAUCCACGAGGCGGGUGGACGAUCUGGUCAAGGCCCUGGGGUGUGAGGGUAUCUCCAAGAGCCAGGUGUCGCGCAUCUGUCAGGAGCUGGACGUGGUGGUGGAUGGCUUCUUGGGCCGUCCGCUGGACGGUGGACCCUACCCCUACCUGUGGUUGGACGCACUGACCCAGAAGGUCAGGGAGGACGGCAGGAUCGUCAACGUCAGCGUGGUGGUGGCGACGGCGGUCAAUGGCGAGGGCAAGCGGGAGAUCAUCGGGAUGGACGUGGGUACCAGUGAAGACGGCGCCUUCUGGCUGGCCUUCCUACGCUCGCUGUCCGCCAGGGGCCUCAGUGGGGUGGAGCUGGUGGUAUCGGACGCUCAUCAGGGACUCCGCGGCGCCAUCGCCGCAGUCUUCGGCGGAGCCAGCUGGCAACGGUGCCGCACCCACUUCAUGACCAACCUGCUCACUCGGGUCCCCAGGCGCGCCCAGCCCUGGGUGGCCACCAUGGUCCGCACCAUCUACCAGCAACCCUCCCCCGAUGAGGUACACGCCCAACUCGACAGGGUGACCUCUCAGCUCCACGAUCGGUUCCCCGAGGUCGCCUCUCUACUGGACGAAGCGGGACCCGACGUCCUGGCCUUCUCCAGCUUCCCACUCGCCCACUGGAAGAAGCUCUGGUCCAACAACCCACAGGAGCGUCUCAACAAGGAGAUCCGGCGACGCACCGAUGUGGUGGGCAUCUUCCCUAACCGGCCGGCCGUGCGCCGCCUCGUUGGCGCCGUCCUGGCUGAGCAGCACGACGAAUGGGUCGUCGGACGUCGAUACCUCACACCCGCCAUUCUGACCUUCAACGAAGCUCUUCCGGAGGCCGAUCUCGCGGAGGCGACAGCCGCCUAA